AUGAAAACUGUUAGCUGGAACUGCAGGGGUUUGGGGAGCCCUCGUGCAGUUCGAGGCCUUGCGAGGCUUCUUAAAACUGAAAAUCCUCAACUUGUCUUUCUAAUGGAGACUAGGCUGAAGAAAGAUGAGAUGACGAAACUAAAAUUGAAGUUUAACUUUUCUUUUGAUUUAAUAGUGGAUUGUCGUGGGUCUGGUAGAGAAAGAUCUGGGGGGCUCUGUCUAUGGUGGAAUGAGGGUACUGAUAUCUCUAUUCAAUCCUCCUCUCCUAAUCACAUAGCGGGAUUCUGUCAACAAGAAGAUGAUGAUGAGCCAUGGUUUUUUGCAGGAGUGUAUGGUUAUCCGGAUGAGGCUAGGAAGAAGGACACAUGGAAACUGAUACAGGCUAUAAAUACGGAAAGUGGCAGCAAUAUAGUUUUCUUUGGAGAUCUCAACGAUAUAUUGUAUGAUUCUGACAAAAUGGGGGGCAACAUGCGAUCGGAUACUCAAAUGAAUUGGGGUCGGAGCACAAUGAGUGUUUGUGAUUUGCAGAAAGUCUGUUUCGAAGGAUAUCCCUUCACCUGGACUAAUGGAAGAGUGGGAGAUCAGAAUAUCCAAUGUAGGCUGGAUAGGAGUUUGUGUUCGACGAGUUUCAUACAUAAUUUCCCCCUCACCAAGGUGCAUCAUUUGGAGAGGUUCGGUUCCGAUCAUGCGGCGCUGCGUAUUCUGAUUCAAAAGGAGGCGGAUAAUGAUAGAAGGAGGUAUCUCUUUCGAUUUGAGGAGGCUUGGUCCAAGGAAAAAUCUUGCGGUAAUUUCGUGAGCCAUUUAUGGAAGAGGGAUCCUGGAAAUUUUCAACAGCAAUUGAGGUCUAUCUAG
Vicia villosa (hairy vetch) is the source of this 852-nucleotide messenger RNA. RefSeq lists its product as uncharacterized. The transcript has a single exon. The record is from RefSeq and is a predicted model, not a curated record. The coding region runs from base 1 to 852 and encodes 283 amino acids. Gene Ontology annotation, molecular function: catalytic activity. Lineage: Eukaryota; Viridiplantae; Streptophyta; Magnoliopsida; Fabales; Fabaceae.